AUUUUCGAUCAUGCCACCAAUCAACAUUCCAUCAAAAACCAGUGAUAAAGCUGUAAAGAAAGCCGGUAAGGCUCAAAAAAAUAUCAGUAAAACCGAUAAAAAGAAAAAAAGGAAGAGGAAAGAAAGUUAUGCGAUUUAUAUUUACAAAGUAUUGAAACAAGUACACCCGGAUACUGGAAUUUCUAGUAAAGCUAUGAGUAUUAUGAAUAGUUUCGUUAAUGACGUUUUUGAACGUAUUGCUGCGGAAGCAUCAAGAUUGGCUCACUAUAAUAAGCGUUCGACUAUUACAUCUCGGGAAAUACAGACUGCUGUACGAUUAUUGCUUCCUGGUGAGCUCGCCAAACAUGCUGUUAGCGAAGGUACUAAAGCUGUUACUAAAUACACUAGCUCCAAAUGAAUUGAAGGAUUUCAAACGACCCUUUUUAUGGCCACCAAUUUUUUCCUCCGUGAAACAAAUUAUCACAUGUUUAUUAUUUAUUAAAAGAAAUUAUACAAUCGUAUGAAAUAGAAUGAUAUAUAUUUCUAACCAUAAAAAUCUCGUAUCGAUGCAAUAUUAAUUUUAUUAAUAAACAAUGCAAGAUGUACUAAAUUUUA
This is a messenger RNA of Vespula pensylvanica (western yellowjacket), 594 nucleotides long. RefSeq names its product histone H2B-like. Bases 11 to 397 code for a protein of 128 amino acids. The transcript has a single exon. Lineage: Eukaryota; Metazoa; Arthropoda; Insecta; Hymenoptera; Vespidae. The record is from RefSeq and is a predicted model, not a curated record. Gene Ontology annotation, molecular function: protein heterodimerization activity; DNA binding; structural constituent of chromatin. Gene Ontology annotation, cellular component: nucleosome.